Fraxinus pennsylvanica is the source of this 2100-nucleotide messenger RNA. The record is from the annotation of a GenBank genome assembly. NCBI's taxonomy places the organism in Eukaryota, Viridiplantae, Streptophyta, Magnoliopsida, Lamiales, Oleaceae.
AUGAUUCCUUCCUCUUCUGCUGUUUUCCCGUUUCAGAGGGUUUUUUGGGUUCGGAUUCUACCUCCCUGCGGUUUCUACACUAUUCCCAUGUCUAAAGUAUUUGAUUAUCGAGGCGCUGGUGAUUUUACCACUGGGGGUUUCCUAUUCCCAAAUCCCAAGGAUUCGAGUCUUGUUUUUCCCCUUGGUCAUCAUGUGGAUAUGUAUUUUCCUCCUCGAAAGAGAUCUCGUGUCAGUGCCCCAUUUGUUGUCUGCUGGGAGCAGAAGCGGAAGCAGAAGUCAUCUAUUGAAGUUCUUCCUGAUGAAUGUCUCUUUGAGGUGUUCAGACGUCUUCCAGGGGGCCAAGAGAGGAGUGCAUGUGCCUGUGUCUCCAAGCGCUGGCUCAUGCUUUUAAGUAGCAUCCGAAGGGAUGAACUAUGCACCGUUAAAAUCACUCAAUCUGUCGAGCCUGAGAAGAGUAGGAACCCUAAGAAGGAAGAUAAGCCUACUGAGUCGGGGCAGAAGGGUGGAUACACUGAUUCAAAUGAAAUUAUGGUUGAAGCUGAGGAAGAUCGAGAGACGGUGGCCAGUGGAUAUCUUUCGAGAUGCCUAGAAGGGAAAAAAGCUACAGAUGUGAGACUUGCUGCAAUUUCUGUUGGAAUGGGAAGCCGUGGAGGAUUAGGCAAGCUGUCCAUUCGAGGAACGACCUCCAUUCGAGGAGUGACAAACCUUGGCCUCAAGGCCAUUGCUCGUGGUUGCCCUUCUUUAAAAACUCUUUCUUUGUGGAACAUAUCAUCAAUUGAUGAUGAAGGCUUGUUUGAGAUUGCAAAUGGAUGUCAUCUGCUGGAGAAGCUCGACCUUCGUCAAUGCUCAACAAUUACCGACAAAAGUUUGCUUGCUAUUGCAAAAAAUUGUCCUAAUCUGAGCUCGGUUACUGUGGAAUCUUGUUUGAACAUUGGGAAUGAAAGCCUGCAAGCUCUGGGUCGUUUUUGCCCCAACUUGAAGUCCAUUGCAGUUAAAAACUGCCCACUUGUUGGGGAUCAAGGAAUUGCAAAUAUGCUUUCGUCUGCUGGUCGUGUCUUGACAAAGGUUAAGCUUCAGGCACUCAAUAUCACUGACGUGUCUCUUGCUCUGAUUGGAUACUAUGGACAUGAAGUGACUGAACUAAGACUCUCCGGCCUCCAAAAUGUGAACGAGAGGGGAUUCUGGGCCAUGGGUAGUGGACAAGGUUUGCAGAAGCUGAAAUCAUUUGCAGUUGCUGCUUGCAGAGGAGUGUCCGAUGUAGGGCUUGAAUCCAUUGGCAAAGGUUGCCCAAACCUAAAGCAGACUUCCCUCCAAAAGUGCCCACUCAUAUCAGACAAAGGAUUAGCCUCCUUUGCGAAAACUGCGUGGUUGCUUGAAAGUCUACAAUUAGAGGAAUGCCACAGGAUUACCCAGUUUGGAUUUUUUGGUGUUCUUGGAAAUAGUAGGAAACUGAAGGCUCUUGUUAUGACAAACUGCUUGGGAAUUAGGGACACAGGUUUUGAAUUUCCAUCUAUGUCUCUUUGUGAUUCGUUGCGAUAUUUGACCAUCCGUAACUGCCCCGGUUUUGGUAAUGCUAGCUUGGCCAUAGUGGGAAGACUGUGCCCCAAACUGUUACAUUUGAAUCUUGUGGGGCUUUGGGGAAUAACUGAUGAGGGGCUUUUACCCCUUGUUCGGAACUCUGAAGAUGGUUUUAAGAAGGUAAAUCUGAGUGGAUGUGUCAGUUUGACAGACAAUGUGGUUCAGACCAUUGUUAAGAUGCAUGGGAGCACUCUCGAGCUUCUGAAUCUUGAUGGCUGCAGAAGCAUCACUGAUGCUAGCUUGGUGGAAAUUGCAAACAGUUGCUUGUUGCUGAGUGAACUUGAUGUCUCCAUGUGUGCAAUAACUGAUUCCGGGAUAGCAGCCUUGGCUGGUGCAGUGCACCUCAGUUUGCAGAUACUUUCCCUCUCGGGUUGCUCAUUGGUCUCCGACGAAAGCUUAGCUUCCUUGAGGAUUUUGGGUCAGACCUUAGUCAGUUUGAACAUCCAGCACUGUCAUGGUAUCAGCCUUGGCACUGUUGAUUCACUUGUGGAGUGGCUUUGGAGUUGCGAUAUACUUUUUUAA